Messenger RNA from Anas platyrhynchos (mallard), 3984 nucleotides. It is a transcript of the gene IL4R, whose product is annotated as interleukin 4 receptor. Lineage: Eukaryota; Metazoa; Chordata; Aves; Anseriformes; Anatidae. Gene Ontology annotation, biological process: production of molecular mediator involved in inflammatory response; cytokine-mediated signaling pathway. The record is from RefSeq and is a predicted model, not a curated record. Gene Ontology annotation, molecular function: protein binding; cytokine receptor activity. Gene Ontology annotation, cellular component: external side of plasma membrane; membrane.
GGCCCGGCCGGAAAGCCGCUACGGUUCGUGUGUCGUUUAAACCGGCAUUGGCAGGAACACUUCUUACUGAGACUGCUUAAUUCAAACACUUUUGAAGCAACUGAUUUUCAGGAUAAAACCGGUAACAUUCCUAGAAGACUCCUUUCUGCUGGAAGACCUGCUGCAGGAGGCACGAGGGCUCUGACUGUAGCAGAAACCUCAGUAGCUGGGACACGUUUACUUCGAUCUGAGAAUCUGCCCCAAUAAGCUUGCUCUGAGCCGAUGCUGAGCUGCUCCUGAAUCUCAGAAUUUCAGCACGGCUUGACCUUCUGAGCCUGGCUAGUGUCAAUGAUGGCAAGAUUCCUACGUGCUGUACUGCAUACCCUGUGGAUCCUUUUGUUUUCGUAUGCAACAAGCAAAGCUACAGGACACAUACAAGAAUUUGGAUGCUUUAGUGACUUUGCAAAAGAGCUCGUUUGUGACUGGAAGGUGCCUGCACAGACAAACUGCUCCGAAGAAUACCUGCUCUACUACAGGGAGGAAUUUUUAUUUCACCAAAACGUGUGUGUCCCUGAAAAUGGAAAAGAGAGUUUCACAUGCACUUGUACAAUAUAUCCCGAUUAUUUUGUAUCAGGCCUCACCUAUGUUCUAGCUUUACAGUUCAAUGGGACUGAUAUGUGGAAUUACAGUGUUACACCAGCCCUGGUUGUUAAGCCAAGGGCCCCCAGAAAUCUUGCCGUUGAGAAAGCUGAAAAUGGUAAUUUCAAUCUGAGCUGGGAGGAGAGCUAUACCCCUUCAUCCAUGCUCUCUGGACAGCCAGUCAUCUUUGAAAUAAAAUAUUGGAGCAAACAGCACCCAGGAGAGGUUUCUAUAAAAUCAAUUAACUACCAGGCAAAAAGCUUUGAAAUUACUGCAAGCUCCUUGCAGAGAGGCUAUGAUUACAUUGCAAGUGUACGGUGCAAGUAUACAGACUACCCAGCCUACUGGAGUGACUGGAGUGACAGAGUUGAAUUUCACUGUGAUUAUCAAGUAACAUCUGAAGACAUUCUGCAGAUGGCUGUUCCUAUAUCUUGCAUCCUGAUCAUGGCAGUAGCUGUAACUUGUUAUUUCUGUUUUACCAAAGUGAAGAAAGAAUGGUGGGAUCAAAUCCCAAAUCCAGCAAAGAGCCAUCUGGUCGUAAAAAAUGUCAAGCUUUCAGUCUUGUGCUACAUCGAUGAAAUUAAGUUCCCUUUCCAUGACAUAAAGCAGAGUCAUAUGGAAAAACAAAUAAUUUGCAAAACCUGUCUGUCUCAAAGUUUGUCAAGCCAAAAUUUCAAGGGAAAAGAUAACAUCAGAAACGCUGAGAAAUCUUGCAGUUGCCGUAGCAAGACUGGAGAGUGGUUUCCAAAAGGCAGUAGUGCAGUUUUAACCCCUGAGACAAUUCUCAUUGAAGAGUCUAUAGAAAUCUGUGAAUGUUUAACAGACAUCGAAGCUGAGAGCCAGGAAGAAACUCAUGACCAGAUCACCAUGUUUGAGUCUUGUGAGACCAGUGUCAGUGCUUUCAGGGAGCACAAUGAACACAACGAUGCACUAGCUAACAUGUUCAUUGAGCUCUUGGAAGAUGAAAACAACAUGAAAGAUGAUAAAGACCCAGAUGUCAUCACAAGAGAAAAUAAAACCUUUGAGAAACUUGAGUCAAAAAGUGAGUCUCAACGAAGUCCUACAGAAAGCACAGCCCAGAGUCAGCAGACAUACGGUAUUUUUCAUAGAGUUUCCCCUUUCACCAGAGCCUCUCAAGAUGGGUACAAUUGCAGUAUAACCAGCAAGAAGUCAGUAGAAUCAGAAGAAUCCUUUGAAUCUGGCUAUCAGAGCUCCAGCACAAAUUCUGCUUCUCUGGAUGCAAGAGAUUCUCCCCAUAUGCUUCAUCAAAGCCUUUUUCCGUGCAGUUCUGAAAGUCAGCGUAACUCAUCUGUCCUGAUGGAGGAAUCUCCAAAUAAACUAGCCUUUGUGACCAACAAAGACAGAAUAAGCAACCCUGCAUACAAGAGCUUUGACACCCUUGUGUCUCCAUCUGGGGAACCAAGUAAUUCUGCAUACAAGAGCUUUGACACCCUUGUGUCUCCACCUGGGGAGCCAAGUAGCUCUGCAUACAAGAGCUUUGACACCCUUGUGUCUCCACCUGGGGAGCCAAGUAGCUCUGCAUACAAGAGCUUUGAUACUCUUGUGCCCACAUUCAGGGAGCCAAGUAGCUCUGCAUACAAGAGCUUUGAUACCGUAAUGUCUCAGUCUAUGGCAAACAGUAGCUUGACCAUGCAUUUUGAAAAUGUGUGUUCCUCACUGCCUUUGACCCAGCUUUCAGAGACACCAGAGCUUUGCUGCAGAGAUCAAGUUUAUCGACCCCCUAGCAAUCAGUCAUGUUAUACCAACUGCAGAUCUCCCUGCAAUGAGCUUGAUUUUCAGAACACCUGUUCAGAACAUACUGAUUCUCCAUCUUUCUCCACACGUGCAAAUGAUGGAGUUUCAGCUUUCCUACCAGAGGAGGAAAUACAUAAGCAAGUAGCAUAUCAAAAUGUUCAAAAGACAGCCAACAUGCUUUCUUGUCCUGUUGGACCUCAACCAUCUGGUUAUCAACCUUUUGAUACUGCAGUUAAAUGUAAUGGUAUAUACUUUGACAAUGACAGUGAAAUUAUCUCUAAGUCAUUGUAUGAGCCCUUCAUUCAUGUGUUGUACAACAACCUGAGAGAAACACCGCCAGAUACCAUAAUCCAUGAAUCUGACCAGAAUAUAGAUGACCAUGUAUGUUUGAUUGUACAGGGCAAUUGUACAGAUUGUGGCAUUGUCCCAGGUGUAUCCUCUAGUGAGAAUAUCACACACAGUAGUGUGUGCUCUAACGAGCUGCCAAGUGAUAGCAAAGAUGAAAAUGCCAGCAGAGGCAAACAGCCGUUGCAUUUGUUAGAGGUGAACUGUCAAGAUUUUAACAACGGAGAAAGAACUCUAAAGGGAACAAGCUUUAAUGGCUAUAACUGUAAUGGUAAAGGAAUGCAAGAGGACAGCAGUAACAAGCUAAAUACUGUCCUGUGCCCCACACAUAACCAUUUGAGGAAGUUUGAAAAUGAAAGGGAAAAUAAUCAGGUAGGAAGCAGAAGGUGUGGCUCAACAGCUAAUUUGUCAGAAGAAUCACUAGGCAGCAUUGAGCUGAACUUAAAAUCUGCACAGCCACUGGGGCUCUUGGUCUCAGACAAGCUGUCAGCUCCUCUUUGUAUGGAUAACCACUGCCCUUCUGAUUUUCUCACUGUUAACACUGGGGGUUGUAGACUGGCACCUGCAGUUAAAAAAAGACCAGCAGAACUACUGAGGGAAAACAACAGGAAGAAUGAGAAAAGAAUUAAACUUUUACAUGCUCUUGCCCAAGAGGACAACUGUUACAUGAAGGUAGCCUAGUCAUAUUUGCCAAGAGAACCACACCAGCCUCUGGAAAUAAACUGUGUGGCAAAUUGAAAUGGUGCUUAUUCGUCCAAUUUUGCCUAAAGUGAGGGCUACUACAGUACAAACGUGGAUUCACUGGGUUGUAACACAUACUUGCUGCAAAGGUGGCAGCUGGUAUGUGAGGCAGGCCAUUGGGGGACAGCAGGGGCUGGCACCUAAUGUAGCUGCAGCUCUGUCAGGAAAGCACAGAACUGAAGUUUCUCUGGCUAUGAUCAUUUCUUGAAAGUGAGCAGGAGCUGCAUAAACUAGGAGUUCUUAUUUGGCACAGCUCCUGGGGUUGGUUACUGCUCAGGGUCUGUAUGUUGUUUGGGAAGCACAAAAGAUGAUAUGGAAGUUGCUGACCUGGAAGUGGGAAGUACGUGCAAGUCAAAGGGGAAGUGACUGCCUUGCAUUGGUGGAAUUGCAUACCUUCCGUUAUUUGUUUAUUGGAGGGGGUGCAGGGGGUGUUUCUGUGUUCCUGGCACCAGCAUGUGGUAUAUGUUUUUAUACUUCUUUAAUCAAGAUCUGAAAUAAAGAUUACUGUCAUUUGGGCUUAAGAAA